CUGUUCGGCUAAGCAGCAAAACCCCAUAGCCCGUCAAAUAGAAUGAGAAUCCAUCCAAGACAAGGAGGAAGAGGGUUUUCGCCCCUUUUCUGGCACUGACUGGCACAUCACAACUCAUGCUUCGCAUCCGACCAAUCGCAUAUCCUCGCCACCAACAUCAACAGCAACAAGAAAAGGAAACGUAAGAGCUUUUAAAAAACAAAAAAAAAAAAAAAAAAAAAAAAGCACAAAAACAAAGCAAAACAAAAGCAACGCCCACUGAGAGACUGUUAGUAACUCCCAUACAAAACAGCUCCGACGCUUCCUCCUCUGAAUAUAACGCCAGCUCCAUAUCCUAAACUCUCUCUCUUUCUGAACUCGGUUUUUUUUUUUUUUGAGUUUUCUGGAAAUGGCCGAAGCGGCUUUCUCCAAGCUCGGUACCUUCUUCUUCACGUCGAAACCAUCACCCUUGAGUACUUACUUACUCGUUCUCAUCCUCUGCAUUCUGGGCUUCUAUACCCUGCAUUACCCGCACCCUACACUCUUGCAAUCAAAUUCCCAAAAUGCUCCCCGCUUCCGCCAGAUUUUCCUCUCCUCUGCCAGCAACGACACCCUCGCAUCCUACCUCCGCGCCCUCACCCAGCAUCCUCACCUCGCCGGAACCAAACCCUCCCUCGACACUACCCAUUACGUCCUCUCCCACUUCAAGGAGCUUGGACUCGAAACUCGCACCGCCCAGUACCGAGCCCUCCUCUCUUAUCCCGUGCACUCCUCCCUCUCUGCGCAUUUUAGCGACGACACGGUCCUUGACCUGCCCUUGACGGACUUUACACAGGGGACUCGGGACGUGGUAUUACCCUACCAUGCGUACUCGCCGUCCGGGUCGGCGUACGCUAAGGCGGUGUUUGUUAAUUACGGUACGGAUGAUGACUAUCGUGCGCUGGGGAUAUUGGGGGUGAACGUUAGCGGGUGCGUGGUGAUUGCGAGGAAGGGGGAUUUGCCCAGAGGGGUCGUGGUUCGAAAGGCCGAGGCGCAUGGGGCUGUAGCAAUGCUACUGUACGCCGAGGGGGACGGGUUUAGGAAGGGUUUUGAGAGAGGAACCGUGAUGAAGGGCGUGGGGGACCCACUGAGUCCGGGGUGGGCUGGGGUUGAUGGUGGUGAGAGUUUGGACUUGGAGGACACCGAGGUUUUGAAAAGAUUUCCCAAAAUUCCGUCCAUGCCCUUGUCCGCCGAGGCUGCCGAAGUCAUCUUGGGCUCGCUAGGGGGCGCACCGUUUCCAUCGGAGUGGCGCAACGGCAUCGGGCAUGUCGGCCCGGGACCCACAAUAUUGAACUUCACUUACCAGGAUGGAAUGACCUUGUCAUCCAUACGCUUAAGAGCAACUAAUAAUUUUCCCUCUCAUGGACUGGCUGGGGAAUGGCAUUUAAGGAAAAGUCAGGAAAAGACUAAGGAAAUCUUUCGAGUCUGGAGGGGGUUGGAAGAGCCUGACCGCCAUGUGCUACUUGGCAAUCAUAGAGAUGCAUGGACAUAUGGUGCUGUUGACCCCAACAGUGGAACCGCAGCCCUGCUUGAUAUUGCUCGUCGAUAUGCUCUUUUGAUGCGUUUGGGCUGGCAGCCUAGAAGGACAAUAAUUCUCUGCAGUUGGGAUGCAGAAGAGUUUGGGAUGAUAGGCUCCACUGAGUGGGUUGAACAAAACCUAAUCAAUCUCGGCCCCAAAGCUGUAGUGUACCUUAAUGUAGAUUGUGCGGUUCAAGGUCCAGGUUUCUUUGUUGGUGCAACUCCUCAGCUAGACAAUCUUCUUCAUGAGGUUACAAAGAAGGUUAAGGAUCCCGACUCAGAGGGUGCGACGGUGUAUGAGAGAUGGGCUGCAACAAAUAUAGGCAUACAUAUACAAAGACUUAGUGGAGUGGAUUCUGAUUUUGCUCCAUUCCUGCAACACGCGGGGGUUCCUUCAGUUGAUUUAUACUAUGGCAGAGAUUUUCCUGUCUAUCACACGGCUUUUGACUCCUAUAACUGGAUGACAAAUUGUGGAGAUCCAUUGUUUCAGCGGCACGUGGCUGUUGCAGGAAUUUGGGGAAUUCUGGCCCUUCAUCUGGCUGAUGAUUCUAUUCUACCAUUCAAUUACCUCUCAUAUGCUGAUCAGUUGCAGGGGUAUAAAAACAUCUUGAGCAACUUUUUGGAUGGUAGUGUAUCCCUACAUCCACUGACGACAUCAAUUCAAGAACUUGCAUAUGCGGCUAAAGAAGCUGAGAAUGAAGCGAAGAUACUACAAAAGCAGGAAACUACAGGUGAUUCUGUGGUGUUGAAAAAGCGAGCAUUGAAUGAUCGACUGAUGCUUGCUGAAAGAGGGUUCUUGGAUGCAGAUGGGCUUCAAGGAAGGCAGUGGUUUAAGCAUCUUAUUUAUGGGCCUCCAAGUGACUAUGAGAGCAAGCUGGUUUUCUUCCCAGGAGUAGCAGAUGCUAUAUCUGGAUCUGCAAGAAUGAGUAGAAAAGAGAGGAAAGCGGCGAUUCAGCAUGAGAUAUGGAGGGCUGCUAGAGCUAUACAAAGAGCUGCCAGAGCCCUUAAAGGGGAACUCACCUGAAAAAGGCUAUAGGAAAACUCUCACAUAGGGGAAGAGAGGGAAAGCGAUAUGCCUUGACUUUGUAUAUAUGAGUAGGAAUAAUCUAUCGUUUACUGUUGUCUGUGGUGCAGUUUUUGUGUGUUGCAAUUGAAGUAUGCAAAAUGGGCUUAUAUUUUA
Molecule: messenger RNA, 2716 nt
Organism: Carya illinoinensis
Lineage: Eukaryota; Viridiplantae; Streptophyta; Magnoliopsida; Fagales; Juglandaceae
Product: probable glutamate carboxypeptidase AMP1
Exons: 11
Coding region: 389-2560 (723 amino acids)
Molecular function (GO): carboxypeptidase activity
Source: RefSeq, a predicted model, not a curated record